Molecule: messenger RNA, 1314 nt
Organism: Mya arenaria
Lineage: Eukaryota; Metazoa; Mollusca; Bivalvia; Myida; Myidae
Product: dehydrogenase/reductase SDR family member 11-like
Exons: 9
Coding region: 118-918 (266 amino acids)
Source: RefSeq, a predicted model, not a curated record
CGGUUAUGAAAGCGAAACAACUAGGAAAGUUGUAAAAAUGGAGCGUUGGGUAGGUCGCGUUGCGCUGGUUACCGGAAUGUCUUCUGGCAUCGGGCGGGCUAUUGCCAAGUCGCUUGUAUGUCAUGGAAUGAAAGUUGUGGGUUGUUCAAGAAAUAUGGAUCGGAUGAAGGCAGUCCACUUGUUAUACAGUAUCUACCUUCGAGUAUUGCCAGUGGCCAAGCAUAUGCUUUCUUGCCUCACCAGAGCGAGGUUACCCAAUACCAGUUCCCCAUGGAGUUCGCCAGUUUGGAGCUGGCCGACAGUUUGGAUGGGGAAAAGGGGUCACUGACGCCCAUAGUGUGUGACGUCAGCAAGGAAGAGCAGAUUCAAGCCAUGUUCGAACAGAUCCGGUCACAACUCGGGGGUGUGGACGUUUGUGUGAACAGCGCGGGCCUUAGCCAUGACGCCCCUCUGUUGACGGGUGCCACUGAACAGUGGAGAAAUAUGAUGGAGGUGAACGUGCUGGGACUGUGCGUGUGUACCCGGGAGGCUGUCAAGUCCAUGCAUGAGAGGGGUGUGGAUGAUGGCCACGUCAUACAGAUAAACAGUGGAGUAGGACACAAGCAGUAUGCGAAUAACCCAAGUGGACAUUUCUACAGUGCAACAAAGUUUGCUGUUACAUCUUUAGUCGAUGGCCUAAGGAAUGAGUUGUAUGCCUCCAAAACCCAUAUCCGCGUCACAAGCAUCAGUCCUGGCCUUGUAGAGACCGAGUUUUCACACCGGAUGUUCACGCACAAACAAGAAGUCGCCGUGGCAAAAUACAGCCAAUUUGAGAAUCUGAAGCCAGAAGAUAUUGCGGACGGUGUGAUAUACGCACUCGGUGCUCCGAAACACGUGCAGGUCCAUGAAGUUAUGAUCAACCCAACGGAGCAGCCGUAAUAUUCGGUGUCCUGUUGAGGUUUUCGACUAAGUGUUCAUAGUUCGCCGAGUUAAAUGAACUCCAGCGAGACUUCUACCAAAAUGUAUCUAAGGAUAGUCUCAAUAUGACUGGGAAUGACUGUCUGUUUAAACUCAUGUCCCCUUAAGCAUAUAAAUACAUUGAGGGAACACACCCCAUAAUGAUACCUAUGGGUGCGGGCAGACCUUUAUAAACUCCUUAAAUUAUUUACAUUUCGCCCAGUCAUUGUGUCUUUUUUGUUUUUCCAAUGUUAUCAACUUUAUAUAAAAUACAUUUAUCUUCCAUUUUGACUAUCAUAUACACGGUGCCUAUUUUAAAGUUUCUACAAUGUGUACAUAUUUCGACCAGUGCAAUUAUUAAUAAACUUCCAAAAUUAA